This is a messenger RNA of Protopolystoma xenopodis, 369 nucleotides long. Lineage: Eukaryota; Metazoa; Platyhelminthes; Monogenea; Polystomatidea; Polystomatidae. The record is from the annotation of a GenBank genome assembly.
AUGCGACUAUCAGACUGUUCCGACUGGUUAGACGCCUACCUGUUCUCAUCUGAAUAUGCCUCUACUCACGCCAGUGAAUCCGAUUGCUGCCACUCCAGACCGGCCCACGAUUCUGGGACGUCAUUUCGUGAAUCGAAUGCCGCGAGUAUUCAUGAAGGCAGCGACGUCGGUGGCGAUGAUGUUGAGCUACACGCGACCUGCAGGUUGAAUGGAGCCUGCGAGUCGGUGCAUCUGUCAGGCCAAGGUGAGGUUGCUGAUCGCUUUCUCCGAGGGCUCACAGUCGCCAACCUGAUGGCACUGUUGAUCAACUUCUACGCUCCAGAACUUGCCCCAACAGAAGGCAAGUUUUGCGUGUCUGCAGAUAAAUGA